This is a messenger RNA of Tetranychus urticae (two-spotted spider mite), 2138 nucleotides long. RefSeq names its product cell division cycle protein 16 (gene Cdc16). Gene Ontology annotation, molecular function: protein binding. Lineage: Eukaryota; Metazoa; Arthropoda; Arachnida; Trombidiformes; Tetranychidae. Gene Ontology annotation, cellular component: cytoplasm; anaphase-promoting complex. The record is from RefSeq and is a predicted model, not a curated record. Gene Ontology annotation, biological process: anaphase-promoting complex-dependent catabolic process; protein ubiquitination; cell division.
UUUCUGGCGCCAACUUGAAUAAUCUUACCAAAACAAAUGAUGUAAAUGCAUCUUGAAUUAUUUUUUGAUACGGUUUUAAGUUACUUUUCACAUUAUUAAGUGUCAUUUUUAUUCUUCAUAAUUGACUUAUUGUGCUUCUAUUUAUUUAGCUAUUGAUCAAGAUUCGUUAAAAAUGGCUGAUUCUGGUAAAAUCAAUACUACCUUCAGUGAAAAUCUUCUUGAAAAACUGCGAUCUAUUGUGAUUAAAAUGAUGGAUAUUGGUGAAUACAAGACGGCCUUAUAUUGGUCAAAUAAAAUACUCUCCUAUCCCAAUCAUGACAAAACUGAUGUUUACAAGCAAGCCAAAUGCCUGUAUCAUCUUAAGGAGUACCACAGAGCUUCACAUUGUAUUAAAUCACGCCAUUUUCACGAGGUUGAUCUGGCAUGCCGGUAUUUGGCUGCUAAAUCACAUUAUGCCGCUGAAGAGUACAAAGAAGCUUUCGAGAUUUUAGAUGUUGGAGAAAAUUAUGGUACACUCAAGAAAAUGGAAUUUGAAUUGGAAACUUGUGAGGAGAACAGGCAACUAGAAAGCUCUGUUUGCCUGUUGAAAGGACAUAUUUAUGAAGCAUUAGAUAAUCGUAGCGAGGCCGUUGAUUGGUUCAAAAAAGCACUUCUCCUUGAUGCUUAUUGUUACGAGGCUUUAGAGGCCUUAGUUCAGCAUCAAAUGCUUAAUAAACAAGAAGAAGAAGAUCUUCUGAAUUCAAUCAGAUUUGAAAAUCAAUGUGAUAAAGAUGAGGCGCGAUUAAUCAAAUUUUUGUAUCAAUCCUCAUUGAAAAAGUACGCAAAGCCCGAUGAGCUCAAGAUACCUGUUGAUUUUUCCAACUUCUUGUCAGAUAAUGUGGACAUUUUAACUUCGUUAGCAGAGAGGCACUAUUACAAUUGUGAUUUCCACCAAUGUAUUCAGCUCACAAAUAAAGUUCUCAAAGACGACAUUUAUCAUACUCAAUGCCUCCCAAUCCAUAUAUCAUGUCUAAUGGAGCUUCAAAAAACAAAUCUUUUAUUCGAUCUCGGUCAUAAAUUAGUUGACUUAUACCCAGAAAGUGCCACUUCUUGGUACGCCGUAGGAUGUUAUUAUUUAAUGAUAAAUAAAAUGGAUGCUGCUAGAAGAUUUUUAAGCAAAGCAACGACUUUGGAUAAUGUCUUUGGUCCUGCCUGGUUGCUUUAUGGACACUCUUUUGCAAUUGAAAGUGAACAUGACCAAGCCAUGGCUGCUUAUUUUAAAGCUUCUCACUUGAUGAAAGGUUGUCAUCUUCCCUUGUUGUACAUUGGACUCGAAUACGGACUAACUGAUAAUAAUAAAUUGGCAGAGAAGUUUUUCCAACAAGCCUUAGCAAUUGCUCCAAACGAUCCUUUUGUUUUACAUGAGUUAGGAGUAAUUUCUUACCAAAUACAAGAAUACACCACAGCUUACAAACAUUUUACAUCAGCUUUAAAUUUAAUCAGAGAUAAACAAGAUGCCACUUGCUUGCCAGAGAAAUGGGAGCCUCUUAUAAAUAAUAUUGGACAUGUUUUGCGAAAAUUAAAGAAAUAUGAAGAGUCAUUAGAGUAUCAUAAACAAGCUCUAGUUUUGUCACCGUUAAAUCCAUCAACAUACUCAGCAAUUGGAUUUGUUUAUGCUUGGAUGAAGCAAUAUCGUAAUGCGGUAAACUAUUUCCAUAAGGCAUUAGCAUUGAAAAGAGACGACCAGUGUGCCAAAACUAUGUUGGAUAAAUGUAUGGAGCAUUUAUCUACUGAAAUAUCUUUGUUAGAUGAUGAAUUGCCCAUUUACGAGAGUGAAGCUUAUAUGAAAAAAUAUUUAGCUAGCAGUAACCUUAACGAGGAGUCUUCUACAGACGACCAGUUAUUAGAUGAUAAUGAUCUUGAACGUUCAUUGUCAGAGAAUGAAACCGAAAAUAACGCAAGUGGAUUGGACGUUGAAAUGGAUUUAAGUCCGUGAAUAAUGAUCUUCAUCGUUUAAACGCAGCAGAAUUCCGUGAUCAAUGUCCAGGAAUAUGAAGAAUCUUACCGAUAAGUUGAAAAUUAUAAAAAAAAGUUGAACUAAUAUUUUGUUAAAAUAACAUUCAAUUAAAAUUUUCAUCAAUUUAAAUAAUUUAGCUGAA